UAAAGGCAAGAUUUAUUCAGGCGAUAAGCUUACUGAAGAAGCUAAAGCUGUUUGAGAAGCAUUACAGAUAAAGGAGAGCUUUUUGAAGCCAAGAAGUUUUGAAUCUUUUAAAGAAAAAGGAGUAUGUUGAAAGUCUUAGAAAAACCACAUUUAAUUUUCAAAUAAAAUAUUGCGCAUCAAAAUAAAAUUUACCUGAAUAUUCACAAAAUGUUUUCUGCUUAAUUCACAUGCAUCUAGCUUGCUGAAGAGAUUCAAAGAAUCAGGUACGAACACUACGAAGACCGUCGUCACCAACUAAUCUGGUCAAUAGACUCUGCCCUAAAAGCUCCAAAAUCCAAAUCCCCCACUCACAAAUCCAUCCUCACUAACAACAUUUCCAAGUACACCGACGCCUUCAACUCCCCUUCCAGAUCCUUCCCCCAAAAACCCGAGAUUCCUCCCAGAGUCCCUCUGGACCGCCUAGAGAUCCUUCACAAGCUCAAGGCAAAGCACCUCUAUAAUUCUGAGAAAUAACUCCCUUGUCCAGGCUAAUAAGGCGAAGAUACAGACAGAAGAAGACCAGAAGUUGGGCGUGAAGAGAAAGUUAGAGUGUGAAAAACAACAGAUACAGAAAGAAAUCUUUAUGCUUGAAGAACGGAAACGAGCAGAACGCUUAGCAAAAGCCCAGACUCGAAGACAGACUGUCGAGCAAAACAGAUUGGAAAAACUAAAGAAAUUUGAGAAAGAAAACAGACUCAGAUACAAGAGCCUUAAGCUGAAACUUCAGAAUAUAUCGAAGAAGAAGGACCAGAGACAGGACGAUGGGGACAGAGAAGGUAGCGGUAGUGGUCUAGGCAGAGGAGCAUAUCAAUCGGAGCAGAGAGAGAAGAAGGUAAAAGAAAGACUGAAUAGCAUAAGAAGAAUUGAGAAGAAUGAGGAAGAUGAAGUUGAGAAAAAGAUGAAUAAGUAUCUUAAGAAAAUGGCGAAAGCAGAAGAAGUCAAGCAUAAUUUCAUCUCUUCAAGACUUUCUUCAACUAUAGAUCAUCUUGAAAGAGUUAAUGAGAAGAAAAAGAGACACCUGAGUCUAACAAAUGACUUAUCAGUUAAAUCAAAGCAUAUGAGAUCUCUUACUGAUAAAUAUGAAAGAAGCCAAAGAAUUGGAGAAGACAAGCAGAUUAUGAGAUAUAAUAUCCAUCUUAAAAGAACUACAAAGCAAGAAAGAGCACAUAACAACAUUUUAGCAAGGGCCAGGGAAGAAAAGGAAAGAAUCAAAUCUUUGAAGAAGAAGAUUCUUGAAAAGGAGAAAUCAGGCCUCAAAGUGAAAGAGACAAUAGAUCUUGAAAAUGAGCAAAGGAAAGAAAUGCAAAAACUAAGAAGAGAGGAUCAUUACGAGAACUACAAAGUUCGUGAGAGUAAGUUCCAAAAUAUCUACAAGAAGAAAUUGAUCAACAAGUUGUUGGAAAAGAGGCACAGGAUUGAUAAAAUAAAGAAACAGCAGAACAGGAUCAUGAGUUUCGUCCACAAGAGCAAGAACCCUUCUUUAUAAGUUACUUAAGAGUAAUACAUUCUGAAAAGAU
Moneuplotes crassus is the source of this 1556-nucleotide messenger RNA. NCBI's taxonomy places the organism in Eukaryota, Ciliophora, Spirotrichea, Euplotida, Euplotidae. The record is from the annotation of a GenBank genome assembly.